GCCGCAUAUGCGCCACACGUCUCAAUGGGUUGUCCGAAUGAGCGAACAUCCUGAAUGCAGAUCUGCAGCACAUGUCAUCGGCCCCGAAGUUCUGCAGCUGCUCAGCACACAUAAACCAACCAAUACCAUGCAAGGGUUCCUCGCCGCUGCUCUGCCAUGACCCACCACCGCAAAAAGUUACCUCCGAAAGGCACAAAGCCUUUGACCUCGUACUUUAAUAGUGUUCCCCCCAAGAAGGGCGGGCUGAUUACGACGUACUUCGGAAGAUCCGAUAGUGCAAACCAGGAGGAAGAAGAGCCUAUUGUGACGCCUCCGGAGCCGGAAGAUAACAUGCCUGCAUUGCCCGUCAAAAGUGAAAGCGACGAUAGGGCGGGAAAUGCGCGGACCCCUGGCUUAAAACGCAACAAAUCCAUUGAUGAUGGGUACAGGCAGCCAAAGAGAGUGAAAAUAGAAGUAGAAAUAGUAUCACCACCACGAAGAGCAAGCUCCAGCCGGGCUCAAGCAACUACAGCGACAAAGGAGGGCAAAGUGGACCCAAUCCUCGAAACGCCCGUACGAGCUACCUCUACGAUUGCAAAUGCGCCACGGACCGCGGACCCGAAUGCCGUAUCGGAUGAUGACGCCCUGUCUGACCAUGAAUUUAGAUUGGGGCAGGAAGUGGAGUUGGAAGUGGCUUCAAGAAGAAGCCUAUGUUUACUAUGGACAAACUGCUUGCCGACAAAAGAAAGCUGGACAAGAGACGCGAACAGCAAAAGAAUCUUGAGAUUGCCAUCGAACAAGUUGUGAAACGGGAGACUGAUGGGUCUGUAGGGGAAGACAAUAUCCCCGCAGUCUCUGGGGAGAUCUUGUCGGAUGAGACGAAAGAAGUGAUGAAAGACGUAGGUUACGCGUUACUCUUUUCGCUGCCUCAACAGCAAGUGUCUAGCAUCUUCCCACCCAAAGAUCUUGAAACCACUGCCACAUGUCAAACGGGCUCAUCGGUUACGCAUUCUGAGACCAAAGGUAGGCGACUUACGC
This is a messenger RNA of Fimicolochytrium jonesii, 1017 nucleotides long. RefSeq lists its product as uncharacterized. The record is from RefSeq and is a predicted model, not a curated record. Lineage: Eukaryota; Fungi; Chytridiomycota; Chytridiomycetes; Spizellomycetales; Powellomycetaceae. Bases 157 to 786 code for a protein of 209 amino acids. The transcript is spliced from 7 exons.